Molecule: messenger RNA, 507 nt
Organism: Leguminivora glycinivorella
Lineage: Eukaryota; Metazoa; Arthropoda; Insecta; Lepidoptera; Tortricidae
Gene: CSP11
Product: ejaculatory bulb-specific protein 3-like
Exons: 3
Coding region: 102-494 (130 amino acids)
Source: RefSeq, a predicted model, not a curated record
CCUUAUAUAUAGAGGAUGUGUUACUGUCCAUACAGUCUUUGUAGAUCUACUUGGAGUUUAAGUUUUAACUUAGUGUUGAGUUUGCCUUAGAGGAUGUUUAUAUGGAUUUUUUAAGAGCUAAAAUGUCGUUAUCAAGCUUAAUCCUAGUGACUGCGUUGUCCAUGGUCACCGCUGACUUCUACAGCUCCAAAUACGAUGACUUCGACAUCAAGCCGCUGCUGGAGAAUGAUAGGAUCCUGCUGAGUUACACCAAGUGCUUCCUCGAUCAGGGACCUUGUACUCCCGACGCUAAGGAUUUUAAAAAAGUGAUUCCCGAAGCGCUAGAGACGAUAUGCGGCAAAUGCUCUCCAAAACAAAAGCAGCUGAUCAGGCAAGUCAUCAAAGCUAUCAUGGAUCGGCACCCAGACUCUUGGAAGGCGCUUACGGCAAAAUUUGACCCGGAAAACAAGCACAAGGAGGAUUUUGAUAAAUUUCUGGCUGAGAGUAGGAAAUAAAUAUUAGAGAUUA